Molecule: messenger RNA, 555 nt
Organism: Symbiodinium necroappetens
Lineage: Eukaryota; Dinophyceae; Suessiales; Symbiodiniaceae
Source: the annotation of a GenBank genome assembly
AUGGCGCAGGCCGAGCGGCGCUCGGCCCUGGCGGUGCUUUGCGUCGUUUCCUUCAUCGAAUCCUCGGUCUUUCCGAUUCCCCCCGACGUGCUGCUGAUCCCGAUGAUCCUGGCGGCGCGGGACAAGGCCUGGCUGAUCGCCGGCGCCUGCACCCUGGCCUCGGUGCUCGGCGGCAUGCUGGGCUACGCCAUCGGCUACUUCUUCUACGCCGGCGUGGGCGAGCCGGUGCUGGCCUUCUACGGCUAUCUCGAGCGCUUCGAGGCCUUCGCCGAGGCCUACAACGCCUGGGGCGCCUGGAUCGUCGCCGGGGCCGGCUUCACGCCCUUCCCCUACAAGGUGAUCACCAUCGCCAGCGGCGUCACCCAGCUCGACCUCGGCACCUUCACCCUUGCCUCGGUGGUGUCGCGCGGCGGGCGCUUCUUCCUGGCCGCCGCGCUGCUCUGGUGGUUCGGCCAGCCGAUCCGCCGCUUCAUCGAGACCCACCUGCCGCUGCUCGCCUGGCUGUUCUUCGCCUUGCUGCUCGGCGGCUUCCUCGCCCUGCGCUUCCUGGCCUGA